Molecule: messenger RNA, 933 nt
Organism: Cryptococcus wingfieldii CBS 7118
Lineage: Eukaryota; Fungi; Basidiomycota; Tremellomycetes; Tremellales; Cryptococcaceae
Exons: 4
Coding region: 1-933 (310 amino acids)
Molecular function (GO): protein binding
Source: RefSeq, a predicted model, not a curated record
AUGGCACCCACCCACGAUCCCCCACCACCCUACGUUCUGGAAGACAUCGACGAGGACGACCAGGCGAGACUGCUCUUGAGCGAAGAGCGAAGGGAUCUGGACGAUGCCUCGAGGGACUUGCCUCAUGGGUGGGCGAGGUGCUAUGAUGCGAGGCAAGCCGCCGACCCUUCUCGCCAGAAACACCACUACUAUGUGGACGAGAGCACUUUGCGUACUAUCUGGUACCACCCUCUCGACGAUGCCCAAUACCUCAGUACACUCCCCAUCACUCACCCCGCGCACCCAGAGUCGAAACAAGCACAGGGCAUCAAGAAGAAGAUUGAAGAUGCGAGACUGAGGAGGCAGAAGGGGCUGGAUGUCAAGGUUGCUCCGAAAGAUGAGACGAACAGCGGGGCGGCUUGGAGCACGGAUGAGAAGAAGCCUAUUGGGGAGGAACUCGCUGUCACCGCGAGUAAUGGCGAGUCGAGCAAAGGAGGCUGGUUUUCACGCACGAGAGACUCUUUUGCGAAAUCGAAACAAGACAAGCAGCGGGCCAAGGCAGAAAAGGAAGAGGGUUUCAGGAAACAAAGGCAGACGUUGCUCGACGAUUAUGCCAAGGAGAAGAUGGCAAAGACUUUGGCAGCGAGAUCUACUGAUAACCGAUACCCAGCCCCAGACUUUCCAAUCACCCGAACCGGAUCUUUCAGCAACACGCCAUACGCCUAUGGAAAGUCUUUCCACUCAAGCUGUAAUGGUAUUGCGGAGGCUACGGCGCACGCGGCUAUGGAGGACUUCGAGACCCAGCGAUGUUUGGAGGAGGCAUCGGUCGGAUCGGGGCUGGGUCUUCGGGGGCGUAUGGUGCAGGCGGUGGUGAGUAUCCUGAUGUACCGGUGUACCAUAAGGAGGAACGCUCAUCACUUGUCAAGCGUAGCUGGCUGUGGUGGUGCUGGUUGA